Brassica rapa (field mustard) is the source of this 2042-nucleotide messenger RNA. RefSeq names its product cytochrome P450 71B22. The record is from RefSeq and is a predicted model, not a curated record. NCBI's taxonomy places the organism in Eukaryota, Viridiplantae, Streptophyta, Magnoliopsida, Brassicales, Brassicaceae. Gene Ontology annotation, molecular function: heme binding; iron ion binding; monooxygenase activity.
AGAAAUCGUAUUAUUGUUUCCGGGUCCAUUCAAGUUAACUGGCGCCAAUUGAUUCAACUUUAAAAAUGACGGAGAUUCUUCUUCAUCCGUACAACACUACUUUAGGCCGUCGGGAGAAUUUGAAGUUCAUCCCAGCAACCACGUGCCUCAGUGUGAGUUGCCAUUAUCCAACUUUUCCAAUCUAAUAAAUACAAAAUCUUAAUUUAGUCAAAUCUUUACCACUAGGUAUGCUGCAUUGUCUAUUUAUUACGCAUCCUCCACAACUCAUUGCUCUUCACUCCAAAACAUAAACAAGAAACCUACGGAAAAUAAAAGAUAGACCAAAAUCAAGAAAUGUCCAUCUUUAUCUAUUUCAUCUUACUCUUGCCUCUCCUCUUAAUCUUCUUGAAACGCUUCUCACCCUCUAAAGGGAAGCUUCCUCCAGGACCUAUAGGCCUUCCUCUCAUCGGAAACUUGCAUCAACUUGGAAAAUCUCUCCACAGAUCUUUCCAUAAACUCUCUCAAGAUUAUGGAUCUGUGAUGUUUCUUCGUUUCGGCGUGGUCCCUGUUGUUGUCUUCUCCACAAGAGAAGCAGCUGAGGAAGUUCUCAAGACUCAUGAUCUCGAGACUUGUACUCGACCAAAGCUAUCUGCGACCAGGUUGUUUUCUUACAACUACAAAGACAUUGGUUUUGCUCAGUACGGUGAUGACUGGAGAGAGAUGAGGAAGCUUGCGAUGCUCGAGCUCUUCAGCUCCAAAAAACUAAAAGCGUUCAGGUAUAUCCGAGAGGAAGAGAGUGAAUUGCUCGUCAAGAAACUCUCUAAAUCUGCCGAUACACAAACUUUGGUGGAUUUGAGAAAAGCUCUUUUCUCUCUUACCGCGAGUAUCAUAUGUAGACUCGCUUUUGGACAGAACUUCCACGAGUGCGAUUUUGUCGAUAUGGACAAAGUUGAGGAGUUGGUGCUCGAGUCUGAGACCAAUCUUGGCUCAUUCGCGUUCACUGACUUCUUCCCCACGGGCCUUGGGUGGAUUAUAGACCGGAUCUCUGGCCAACAUUCGGAGCUGCACAAAGCCUUUGCAAGACUAAGCAAUUUCUUUCAACAUGUGAUCGAUGAUCAUUUGAAGCCUGAACAACCUCAAGAUCAUUCAGACAUCAUUGGUGUCAUGCUGGAUAUGAUCAAUAAAGAGAGCAAAGUUGGCUCUUUCAAAGUCACAUAUGACCAUCUUAAAGGAGUCAUGUCGGAUGUAUUUUUGGCGGGAGUAAACGCAGGAGCGAUCACCAUGAUAUGGGCGAUGACAGAGUUAACCAGACAUCCAAGAGUGAUGAAGAAACUCCAACAAGAGAUUCGAGAAACUCUUGGUGACAACAAAGAAAAAAUCACUGAACAAGAUCUAGAGAGAGUUCAGUACUUGAAGUUUGUGAUCCAAGAAACAUUCAGAUUACACCCACCAGCUCCCCUCUUACUUCCAAGAGAGACAAUGUCUGACAUCAAGAUUCAAGGUUACAAUAUACCAAAAAACACAAUGAUCGAGAUCAACACUUACUCAAUAGGACGUGAUCCUAAUUGCUGGGAAAAUCCUAACGAUUUCAUCCCCGAGAGGUUCGUCGAUAGCCCUGUUGAGUAUAAGGGUCAACAUUACGAGUUGUUACCCUUCGGUGCUGGUCGUAGGAUCUGUCCUGGGAUGGCUACGGGGAUAACUAUCGUGGAGCUUGGUUUACUCAACGUUCUUUACUUCUUUGAUUGGAGUUUGCCUGAUGGUAUGACCAUCGACGACAUAGACAUGGAAGAAGCUGGAGCUUUUGUCGUCGCCAAGAAAGUUCCCCUUGAGCUUAUACCGACUCCACAUCAAUGGUGAAGUCAUGAAAAAAGUAAUGGUAUAUUGAGAUUAUAUCAUAGCAUCGAGAUUUCUCAGCGUGGUUCUCUUGCAGUUGGUUUGAUUUUGAAAUUACAGAGAAUAAAUAUUACGGUCAUCAUGAGUUGUAAUUGCUAGUUUUUUUUAAUUAUGUUUCAAUGUAUAUAAAUCAUGUUUUCAAUAAAUAAAAACUUCCGAUUGUGACAUUA